GCGGGGGUAGGCAUGAAGGGACGCAUGGUGAUGGGGGGAGCAGCAUUCCGCAGCAGGACUUCUCCAGACGUAGCAUGCACGUGCGCACACGUGCAGAGGUGGCGUCCCUCUCUUCUAACUGCUCAGCAAAGGGAGACUGCCAGUGUCUGCACUCAUUGGUCCUUCAGGCAGUAACAGGCACAUGCAAAGAAGUGGAGUUUCCUCGCCAGUCACUCUGCAUUGAGUCCGCCUGCAUCUACAAGCGGUAGUCUUACGUGCAGUAACACACAUGCGCACAGAAACGGGGAAGUAGCCUUUUUUUUUUUUUCCUCUAACCGCUCUGCUCCAUGAAUCUGCAUACGCCAAUGGUCUCUGUUCUUCUAGGCGGGUCUUCCACUUGCGCAUGCGUACAACUGUCUCUGGUAUCCGAAAGCGCGCAUGCGUGCUACCUGUCGCGUGAAUGGUGCAUGCGUAGUACUGUAACGAGCUUGGAGCAUGCGUACUCCUGUGCAAGGUCUAGCGCAUGCGCGUGGCUGUCUCAAGACGGGCGCAUGCGCAGUGCCGUGCUUGGAUGAGCGCAUGCGUAGUGCUGUGGGGGGGGACUGGCGCAUGCGUGUUGCUAUCUCGAAAUUGGCGCAUGCAGCGCUGUGCAGAGACUGGCGCAUGCGUAAUACUGUCUCCAGCAUAGCGCAUGCGCAGUGCGGCAGCAAGCGUGGCACAUGCCUAGUAAUUUUUCCAGGAUCACGCGAGGAGCGCUCCCGCAGCGAGCACAACCUCAUCAACAUCCAGAAAACGCACGAGAGGAUGCAGACCGAGAACAAGAUCUCUCCGUACUACCGCACGAAGCUGCGCGGGCUAUACACCACUGCCAAGGCGGACGCUGAGGCCGAGUGCAACCACUCCGAUGCACUCUGCAGCAUCCUGCGGAAGGCGCUGGACAAGAUUGCUGAGAUCAAGUCUCUGCUGGAGGAGCGCCGCAUCGCCGCCAAGAUUGCAGGGAUCUACAGCGACGCGGAGCCGCCACGCAAGACGAUGCGCCGGGGCGUGCUGAUGACACUGCUGCAGCAGUCAGCCAUGACACUGCCGCUCUGGAUUGGCAAGCCAGGCGAUAAGCCCCCCCCUCUGUGCGGCGCCAUGCCAGCAGCCGGGGACUAUGUGGCCAAGCCUGGGGACAAAGUGGCUGCACGUGUCAAGGCCGUGGACGGCGACGAGCAGUGGAUCCUGGCUGAGGUGGUCAGCUACAGCCACGCUGCCAACAAGUAUGAGGUGGAUGACAUCGAUGAAGAGGGCAAAGAGAGGCACACACUCAGCCGGCGCCGCGUGAUCCCUCUGCCGCAGUGGAAGGCGAACCCUGAGACUGACCCUGAAGCGCUGUUCCAGCGCGAGCAGCUGGUGCUGGCGCUGUACCCACAGACCACCUGCUUCUACCGCGCCCUCAUCCACGCGCCGCCGCAGCGGCCGCAGGACGACUACUCGGUGCUGUUCGAGGACACGUCGUACGCCGACGGUUACUCACCACCGCUGAACGUGGCACAGCGCUAUGUCGUCGCCUGCAAGGAGACCAAGAAGAAGUGACCCUUGCAGUUUGGGGUACUUUGGGGAUUUGGGACUGUUUUGGGGAUUUUUGGUGGUCUGGGGUGUCUGUGAGCUUUAUGCCAAGUUCCGAUGCUGUGGGUCGUGCUGUUUUUUGGGGUGAAUUUGGGGCAUUUUGGCUAUUUGCUGUCAUGGGUGAGGGGCUGUAGGGACCCCAUAGUGGCACUGUGAGGGCUCUAAAAUCACAACAUUCCACCCCAAAGCGCACCCCAUAGUGCCCUAAAGGACCCCAAACGCACCCCAUUGCAUCCCACAGCAACCCCCAGGGAUCCCAAACUCACCGCAUAGGGCCCCAAAGUGUCCCCAUGACCCCAAACUCACCCUAAUGGGCCCCACAGUGAACGAUAGAGAUCCCAGGGACCCCAGGCCCACCCCAUAGGGCCUCAGAGUGACCCACAGGUCCCCAAAGUGUCCAUCAGGGACCCCAGACCCACCACUAAGGACCACAGAGUGACCCACAGGACCCCAGACCCACUCCACAUGACUCCAGAGCAUCCCUCAAGGACGCCACACUGCCCUGCAGGACUUAGAAAUGCGCACUGGAAGACUGCAAAAUCCCUCUAAUUGACCCCAAAACACCAUGUGGGGACCAUGAAGAGCUCAAAGUGAUUGACCCUAAGGGCCCCAAAGUGCCCUUAACAACCUCAAAUCCUCCUGAACGACCCCCAGCUGCCCCCAGGACCCCGUUUCCUUAAGGAUGCAAAAGAAUGGUGCUGGGAGCGGUUCCAGUCAUUGCUUUAUUGGGAAUAAAUUAUGUUAAAAAGCA
This is a messenger RNA of Gallus gallus (chicken), 2338 nucleotides long. RefSeq names its product SAGA complex associated factor 29 (gene SGF29). The coding region runs from base 475 to 1554 and encodes 359 amino acids. Gene Ontology annotation, cellular component: SAGA complex. NCBI's taxonomy places the organism in Eukaryota, Metazoa, Chordata, Aves, Galliformes, Phasianidae. The transcript is spliced from 9 exons. The record is from RefSeq and is a predicted model, not a curated record.